AUGAGAGUCUCGAACAAUUCCUACAGAAACAAAAGUCUUAUGAGGUACGUUUUCAACCCCACCCUUUUCUGUACCAAAACCCCAAAGCCGUUUCACAAGCCUUCUUUUUUGUACAAUUUCUCAUCUGGGUCACCUUCAAUUUGCUGUAUUGAUUCAGACCCACUUCAGAAAAAUCAAGUUUUACGCAGUUUCUUAUACGGGCCUCCUAAUCCAUGUUUGUUUCACCAGAAUCAAUUUUUGUCCGAUUCCUCACGUGGGUUAUCUUCAAUUUUCAAUUUUGAAUCGCAUUCGCUCCAUAAAAAACGCUUUUUAUGCAAUUUCUCUUACGUGUCUCCUCCAAAAAUUUGUUUUUUAGUACCACCAUUUUCGGAGCCUUUGAGUCCUUGGAGUUCAUAUAAUCAUAAUUGUAACAAUACAUGCUCAGUUUCUAGUCGUGAUCGUCGUGGAAGCCAUUGUCGGCCUUUUUCUGUAACAUCCUCCCGUGCAACUCUUAAUUUUGUUUCUGCUGAGGAAGAUAUAGUUCAGAGUGUCGGUGUUGAUUGUACUGAUGAACAUAAGCUAGAAAAGAAAAUAGUCGAUGGCAAUGAAAUGAAUGCGCUGCCAAAUUUUGUUUCGGAAAUUGUUGCUAUCAUUGACAAUAGGGAGGAUUUGGAAUCAAGAUUGAGUAUGGCAACCUCAAAAUUUAAUGUCAGAUCAAUUAGCAAGAUUUUUCUGGUUUUGAAUUCGCAAAGAAUAUCGGGAUUGAGGUUUUUUGAAUGGGUUCGGAGAAAUAAACCCAAACUGCAUAUGAAUGCAGAUGUUUGUAGUCUGAUUAUUGAUAAUUGUGGAUGUUUAGAUGAUUACGAAACCAUGAAUUCCUUGUUGAAGGAGUUCAGGUCUGAAAAGAUUUGCCUGAUGCACAAAGCCUUUUGCUUUUUACCCAUUUUGUCUUCCACCAAUGACACGUUAAUGGAAUCCACAGGAAGAAUGGUAAAUUUGUUAAAUGAAGUUGGGGGCUCAUGUCGCAAUUCUGGGAUUUGUUCUUUGAUUGAGAUGUUCUGUAAGUCAGACUUGUUCGAAAUGGCCAAGUAUGUGAUGGAAAUCACAGAGAAGAGAGUUUCAUACUACAAUAUUUUGAUUCGAGAAAAUUGCAGGAGAGAUCGUAUAGAAGAUGCUGGUGGUAUAAUCACAGAGAUGAGAGAGUUGGGUUUUGUUCCUAAUGCCAAAACAUAUAACUACCUUCUUGGAAAAAUAUGUAAAAAUGAUAGGAUGGAUGAUGCUUACAAACUGCUGGAAGAAAUGAAUAAAUCAGGUACCCGACCAGAUGCUUCAACUUUCGAGAUUCUUAUUCAUUUUUUGUGCAACUCUGGCAAGGUAGAUCUUGCAUAUAAGUUUCUUGAUCAAAUGAUUUCUGAGGGUCUUGAACCUCUGCUUAAAACUCAUACUUCAUUGGUCAAGGCUUUGUUCGUCACGGAAAAGUACAAGGAAGCACACAAGUAUGUCGUUGAUUCAAGUGUACAGUAUAAGACAGCAGGCAAUAUGAUUUACAGCUUCCUGGCUAACCUUCAUCGAGAAAAAGGUGAUAUUAUGAGUGCUCAGAAUGUUCUAGUUGAAAUGAUGGAGAAGGGUCUCACGCCAAACUUCAUAAGUUAUAUAAACAUUGUGAAGCGUCUUAAAAUAUCUGGCAGGGCAAAUUUGGCUGUACAUUUGAAGGGCAUGUACUCCAAAAUCGUAUUGGAAGUCCCAUCCAAGACCUCGAUGAGUUAG
Fraxinus pennsylvanica is the source of this 1746-nucleotide messenger RNA. Lineage: Eukaryota; Viridiplantae; Streptophyta; Magnoliopsida; Lamiales; Oleaceae. The record is from the annotation of a GenBank genome assembly.